Messenger RNA from Arvicanthis niloticus (Nile rat), 3375 nucleotides. The record is from RefSeq and is a predicted model, not a curated record. NCBI's taxonomy places the organism in Eukaryota, Metazoa, Chordata, Mammalia, Rodentia, Muridae.
UAGUGAUCCUAGUUCUCUCUAGACUGGACAAGUCUCUUCAGAUGCAGUUUCCCAACUGCGGGCCUGGGCGAGUCCGCAGUCGGCAGCGCAGUGGCGGGAACCGCAGCCUGGGGACCCUGGAACCUCCCAGAAACAGUGUAAAACGUUCUUAUAUGAUGAUGAAAAUGGCUGUAAGUAGAUCUGAAACUCAGAGAAGAGCAACAAGAAGAAUGACUGCUUCUCUGGUAAAUGUGUCCAAGGGUCUGUUAACAUUCAGGGAUGUGGCUGUGGAGUUCUCAGUGGAGGAAUGGGAGUAUCUCAGCUGUUCUCAGAAGUCAUUGUAUAGAGAUGUGAUGAUGGAGAAUUACAACAAUCUAUUCUUUGUGGAGAAUCAUCAUAAUUAUAAGAAGGUCUUGGAUCAAGGCACAAAUCAUAUUGUCUACAAGCAUGUGGAUAUCUAUGAAAAGUCAUAUAAAUAUGAGCUUGUCAAAAUGAUUCAAGAAUCCUUCCAAGGUACACAUUUUGAAACUAAACAUAAAGAUACAUCUGUUAAAACAUCGAAGCUAAACAGACAAAAAAUUGGAAAGACUGAAGAUGAACCUUGCAAAUUUAAAGACUGUGUAAUCUGUUUGAAUGUGUGUUCCAUCAUUAGACAGAAUCACAGAAUCCAGGUAGAAGAGAAAGAAUUGAACACUACAGAGUAUGAAAAGCUUUAUGACUUUAAACAUAAACUCAUGCUGAAACAAAGUAAUAAUACUGGAAAGAAACCAUACAAUUUCAGGAAAUGUGGGAAAGGCUUCAAGAUGUACUCAAGCCUCAGUAGACAUCAGAGAGCACAUACUAGAAAGAAAUCGUAUAAAUGUACAAAAUGUAGGAAAUCCUUUUUGCAUUUGUCACAGCUCAAAGUACAUUACAAAAUUCAUUAUGAACAAUAUCCUUGCAAAUGUACAGAAUGUGAUAAGUGCUUUUAUCAUACACCAAGCUUCAAAAAACAUUAUAGGAUAUACACAGGAGAGAAACCUUACAAAUGUAAUGAAUGUGAGAAAUUCUUUACGCGGAAAUACCAUCUUACGAUUCAUCAGAGAAUUCAUACAGGAGAGAAACCUUACAAAUGUAAUGAAUGUGAAAAAUUCUUUACGCGGAAAUAUCAUCUUACAGUUCAUCAGAGAAUUCAUACAGGAGAGAAACCUUACAAAUGUAGUGAAUGUGACAGAUGCUUUACCAGGAAAUACCAUCUUACAGUUCAUCAAAGAAUUCAUACGGUAGAGAAACCUUAUAAAUGUAGUGAAUGUGAUAUGUCUUUUAUCAAGAAAUACAAUCUUAGAAGUCAUCAAAGUAUUCAUACAGGGGAAAAACCUUACAAAUGUAGUGAAUGUGACAAAGGCUUUAACUACAAAGGCAAACUUAGAAGACAUCAGAGAAUUCAUACAGGUGAGAAACCUUACAAAUGUAGUGAAUGUGGUUCCCAUUUUUAUUAUAGAAGUGACCUUAGAAGUCAUCAGAGAAUUCAUACAGGAGAAAAACCUUACAAAUGUAGUGAAUGUGACAAAUCUUUUGCCCUGAAAACCAGACUCCGGUGUCAUCAGAGAAUUCAUACAGGAGAGAAACCAUACAAAUGUAUUGAAUGUGACAAAUCUUUUACCCAGAAAGGCAAUCUUUUAAUUCAUCAGAAAAUUCAUAAAGGAGAGAAACCUUAUAAAUGUAGUGAAUGUGACAAAUGCUUUACCUUCAAAACUGAUCUUAGAAUUCAUCAGAGAAUUCAUACAGGAGAGAAACCAUACAAAUGUAUUGAAUGUGACAAAUCUUUUACCCAGAAAGGCAAUCUUUUAAUUCAUCAGAGAAUUCAUACAGGAGAGAAACCUUAUAAAUGCCAUGAAUGUGGUAAAUGCUUUACCCAAAAAUAUAGUGUUACUGUUCACCAGAGAAUUCAUACUGGAGAAAAACCGUAUAAAUGUAGCAAAUGUGACAAAUGCUUUACUCACAAAGAUAAUCUUAGAAGUCAUCAGAGAAUUCAUACAGGAGAAAAACCUUCUAAAUGUAGUGAAUGUGACAAAUGCUUUACUCACAAAAGCGGUCUUAGAAACCAUCAGAGGUUUCACUCAGCAGAGAAACCUUACAAAUGUGGUGAAUGUGACAAAUCCUUUACCUAUUUACGAAGUCUUAGAAGUCACCAGAGAUUUCAUACAGAAGAGAAACCUUACAAAUGUAGUGAGUGUGACAAAUGCUUUAAUCACAAAUGUCACCUUAGAAGUCAUCAGAGAAUCCACACAGGAGAGAAACCUUAUAAAUGUAGUGAAUGUGACAAAUGCUUUACCUACAAAAGCAGCCUUAAAAGUCAUCAGAGAAUCCACACAGGAGAAAAACCUUAUACAUGUAGUGAAUGUGACAAAUGUUUUUUUCAAAAACACACUCUUAGUAUUCAUCAGAGAAUUCAUACAGGAGAGAAACCAUAUAAAUGUAAUGAAUGUAAUACAUUCUUUAGAUAUAAAUGUAGUCUUAGCACUCAUCAGAGAAUGCAUACAUUAGAGAAUAUUUACAAAUGAAGCAAGUAAUACAAACCCUUCACCAAGGAAGAUCAUUCUAGAACUCAUCAAAGAAUACAUACAGGAGAGACACCUUUCCAAUGUAAAUAUUCAAACCCUUUACUAUAAGCUCAUCUCUGACAGUAGAUUAGAGAAUACACACAGGAGAGAAACCUCACAAAUGUUACAUUAGGAAAGAUCUUUACCUGAAAAUUAGGUCUAAGAAAAUAUCUAGAAAUAGAUAGUAGGGGGUUAAGUUCCCACAGGAAAACAUGUAGCAUAUAGUUUACUCAAGUGAAAUUCUUUGCAACACUUAAGGCUCCACACUAGAGUUUAUUGUGAAUAUGAGGCACUUGUGAAAGCAUUUAAGUAAUGUUCAAAUCUAAGAAACUGAAGCAUUUAUGCUAGAGAAACUCUGAAAAUGUGACAAGGAAAAUUUUUCAAGUUGUUCACUAUCAAAUAUUUCAUCAUGAAGACCAAGUAGAAAAGCCACAAGAAUGCAGUAUUGUGUAAGACUUUCUUGGAGAUUGAAACAAUCCAUUGCGAAGGAAAUCUGUUUACAGCAGAUAAUACACCUCUCAAAUAUAGUGACACCAAUAGCAUUCUGUAUGUUUAACUGAAAUGAAGAAACUCAGACAAAUCAUACAUCUUAAAAAAGGAUUUGAGAAACUGAGCCAUCAAAAUUGAAUGCUCUUCAUUGUGCUGGUAUUCCUACAGAUAACACAGAUUACCCUGAGUGUUCAGUAUUCAUAAUCUGUAUCUUAUGCUGGUUUCAAGUUUCAAGAUAGCAACUGUCUAUGAGUCCCUUGGGCUCUGAUCACCAACUUCUUCACCAUAGUCCUGUAUGUAACUGUAAUAAAUUUCAUUGAUCGGA